GCGCACAUCUUGCCCAGAGGCACAGCGGGGCCUGCAGUCGUUGCUACCACGCUGCGCCCUUGACAGAUAAAGACGCAGAGAAUCCUCAGUGCGCUAGGCGCCACACUUCAGCACCCGCCCUUGGGAGCUGACAUUACCGAAAGGCGGGGGUCACCAGGGCGGAGAGAAACCCCGGCAGGAAACGCGGACGCCAAACGCUUCCCAGCAGGCUGUGCGCGCCUAUAACUCCCAGCAUGCUCCAGCGGGGACUGCUCGGCUCCUCACUGGAAGGCGUCAGUUCAACUGCCAUUGUGUUCACACCUUUGAAACGCGUCGCUGUAUCUACGGCAGUUUCGGGACUCUUCAGUCUCUUGAGCAAAGCGGUCGACUUGGAGGAGGCGUGGCUUCGGGAACGGAAGAACGUCCGGUUGCCAGGGGAACGCCACGCGCUAGGAGAGUGCCCAGCCACUGAUGCUCCUGCUGACACCCAGGCUACCAGUUCACCCAACUUGUAGAGGCGGCUUUGCUCCGGACCAGGGAUCCUUCCUAUGGAUGCAUAGAGAGGAAGGCUGAGAGACGCCAGCACAGAUUCCCAGCCCAGAGACGAACGCGAGCGAGUGAGUCCGUUGCUCUUCCUCACCAGCUCCUAAGCCUGCAGAACUAACGUCAAAGACCAGCUGGUUUGUAAAUACUUGAGUCACAUUAUGGGAUUGCUAGACAGACUUUCAGGCUUGCUUGGCUUGAAGAAGAAGGAAGUUCAUGUUUUGUGCCUUGGCCUGGAUAAUAGUGGCAAAACAACAAUCAUUAACAAACUUAAACCCUCAAAUGCUCAGUCACAAGAUAUAGUUCCAACAAUAGGAUUCAGCAUAGAGAAAUUCAAAUCGUCCAGUUUGUCUUUUACAGUAUUUGACAUGUCCGGUCAAGGAAGGUACAGAAAUCUCUGGGAACACUAUUAUAAAGACGGACAAGCCAUUAUUUUUGUUAUUGAUAGCAGUGAUAGAUUAAGAAUGGUUGUGGCCAAAGAAGAACUUGAUACUCUUCUGAAUCAUCCAGAUAUUAAGCACCGCCGAAUACCAAUCUUAUUCUUUGCAAACAAGAUGGAUCUUAGAGAUGCAGUGACAUCUGUAAAAGUGUCUCAGUUGCUGUGUUUAGAGAACAUCAAAGAUAAACCAUGGCAUAUUUGUGCUAGUGAUGCCAUAAAAGGAGAAGGAUUGCAAGAAGGUGUAGACUGGCUUCAAGAUCAGAUCCAGGCUGUGAAGACAUGAAAAGAUAGUAUUUGGAUAUCUCAACAGUUUUCAGUUCAAGAAAUGUAUCUUAA
This is a messenger RNA of Manis javanica (Malayan pangolin), 1297 nucleotides long. It is a transcript of the gene ARL6, whose product is annotated as ARF like GTPase 6. The record is from RefSeq and is a predicted model, not a curated record. Lineage: Eukaryota; Metazoa; Chordata; Mammalia; Pholidota; Manidae. Gene Ontology annotation, molecular function: GTPase activity; GTP binding.